This is a messenger RNA of Cladophialophora immunda, 1850 nucleotides long. RefSeq lists its product as uncharacterized. NCBI's taxonomy places the organism in Eukaryota, Fungi, Ascomycota, Eurotiomycetes, Chaetothyriales, Herpotrichiellaceae. The transcript is spliced from 3 exons. Gene Ontology annotation, molecular function: protein binding. The record is from RefSeq and is a predicted model, not a curated record. Bases 579 to 1409 code for a protein of 276 amino acids.
CGAGACCUCCGCUUCCGCUACUUCUCCAUCGCUUCAACUGUCCUCCCGGGGCUGUGUCUUAACGACUCACUACUGCAAGUUGCACUGCAUGAAUGCCUGGAGAUAGGGCGCAGCCCUUCCACUGUGAUUCGAUAAUGCAUCUCCCCGUUGGCGUGGUUGCCUUCAGCCAAGACCUCGCAGCCGCCUGCGCUGCGCUGGUAUAUAUCCAGACCUUCCAUUCCUGUCUCCCUUCCUUUCCCUUCCUUCACGCACCCGAGCAGGCAAAGCAAACGCGCGUCCGGCGAUCUUUGUUUCGCGCAAAGAUAACCGCACCGUCAAGUUCUUCCGUGUGAUUUCCAUCGGCUGUUGACCUUCUCUUGAGAGGUCGGCUGGCAGGCGAGGGAGUCAUCCAGCGAAGACUUGCGCAGCUCUCCCAUCACAUGCUUCCCUUGUGAAAUCAAGCGUCACUCUCCCACCGAAGAAAACCUAUCACGCUCUCUACUACAAUCAUAGGUUCUUCUGCCGUUCCUUCAAGCCCUUCCUUCGCUCGUUCGUGAAUCUCUGGAUCUUGACAAUCAACAAUCGUCGCAUUUCCCCUAAUGUCAAUGCGCUCGUUCGACGACAUGUUCAAGCGAUCGUUCAAUACUAGGGAAGGUCGUAUCGUCAAGUCGAAGACCACAAAGACCACAUAUCCCGAACACGUGAAGAAGAAGAUGCAGGACACAGUGGACGCCGGCUCGCCGGUGGCAAGCACAUUGACGAGCCCCAUCGUCACCUUGGUGGUCGGUUCUGAGCAGCGACUAUUCGCUGCCCACGAAGACGUCCUCUGUCAUUCACCCUACUUUGCGGCUGCUCUCAAAGGCAACUUUCUUGAAGGCAGCUCGAAGAGGGUGGAACUGCCCGAUGAAGAACCGGAAAUCCUCUCCUGCGUCCUCGAGUUUCUCUACAAGGGUGACUAUUAUCCUCGCUUGCUGCACAACAAGCGCCGAAACACUUGGGAUCUCGAGGACGUUCAGGACCUCAUAAAAAAUGGUGGCCGCGGAAACAACGCAUCGACAAUCUAUCUCCCUGAUGCCGGCGGCGAUGUCUUGAGAGACACCGUGGUGUACUGCGCUGCCGAGAAGUACGGCCUGGAGGAGCUGAAACGCCUGUGUCUACGGAAGCAGGGGUUGCAGUCUGGAAUCCAAGUCGACGUGAUCUUGCGAUCAGCUCGGUAUGCGUAUGCGCACACACCGGACACGGAGUCGCGACUCCGCGCUCAUUACCUGGCUCUGAUCAUUCGAAGUCGCAAGACUUUCAAGAGGAGCGGAACCAUGCAGAUGGAAAUGGAGAAUGGGGGCAAAUUGUUUUUCGACCUCUUUGUGGCCAUGUGCAAUCAUAUCGAUGACAUUGUCGAGAUCAGCAACAGCCGCUCUCCCCGAGUCAUCUAAAAGUUUGCGCAAACGACUCGAAGCAGGCUCGACGGGUUUGGUGCUAUGAUGUGAGAUAGGACAGUAUGUUUACCAGGGCCGUUGGAAUCAACAACGAGUCUUGUGGGACCUCGCCUGCUUUGAUAGCAGCAACAACUCCGCUUCUUCUCGAGGUUGGCCGACGACACUUGCUGGUUCAUCGCAACCCUACUCCUUCUAAUGGCCCUGCUUUAGGCGCAAUUUCGACUUUCCGCUCUUUCAUUGGGAUUUUGACAAUCCCAGGGAAAUGAUCACCUCACACAGUGUGCGAUCUACAACUCGCAGCUCUUAUGUACUUUGGUUGUUUUCUCGACUCUGAUGUCGACAUCUGAUAUGGUGAAGCUACUUUCAGACCUGAUCCCUGGGGAUGGGAUGAAAACCUCUGUGUUCAGAAUAGGAAAUGAGACAUUCGGCCACCUCAAA